Molecule: messenger RNA, 1575 nt
Organism: Puccinia graminis f. sp. tritici CRL 75-36-700-3
Lineage: Eukaryota; Fungi; Basidiomycota; Pucciniomycetes; Pucciniales; Pucciniaceae
Exons: 10
Coding region: 1-1575 (524 amino acids)
Molecular function (GO): acid phosphatase activity
Source: RefSeq, a predicted model, not a curated record
AUGGCAUCACAUCCGAUACUCUACCUCUCAACCUUGGCCAUCCUCAUCAUCCAGUUCCACUCCACCAGCCAACAGCUGAGCUCGUUCCCACCCAUCGAUCAGGUUGGCUACCUUGGCAAGACUCAAUUUGGUGCCCAACCAGAUCUCAUUAACUCUGCCUGCCAGCCGUUACUUGAGAACCAUUUCCCAAUACUCGAGCCUAAUGGGACCGCCACACACCAAUCUCACCCAGAUGACCCCGAUUUCAUCGUCUCUCGUCACUGGGGUAAUCUCUCGCCGAUGUUCUCGCUCCCCCCAAACACAUUUGGCAUUCAAUCUGGCCCUGAGGUUCCGUCCGGUUGUCAGAUCAAUCAAGUACACUUAGUCCAUCGGCACGGCGCCAGGUAUCCUACUUCCGGGACCCUCCUGCCCCAGUUUGGCCAAAUGAUCCAUGCAGCUCAAGACAACGGAACUUUUCAAGCCACAGGUGAUCUGGCUUUCUUGAACAGGUGGAAAUUCAAAUUAGGCAGCGAAGUUCUUACACCUUUCGGACGCUCACAGAUGUUCCAGCUAGGGGUUUCAUAUCGACAAAAGUAUGGAUUCUUACUACCAUUCGAUCCGGACCAACCACACGAUGAACAAAAGCAAGCCUUACCGGUCUUCCGAACCACAUCCCAGCAUCGGAUGUAUCACUCCGCGCUGAACUUCGCCGCUGGAUUCUUCGGCCUACCCCUCGAAGGAAAAUACCACCAAUCGAUCAUCAUCGAGAAUAAAGGCUUCAAUAACUCAUUGGCCCCGUAUCUCAGCUGCCCUAAUUCACAAUUACCUCAACGAGCUGAUGCCGGCCCCCGAGCCUCUCAGAUUUGGAAAGAUGUAUCGUUGAAGGAAGCCCAGAAGCGAUUAAACCAAUUGGUCUCGGGUAUUCAAUUCUCAAUUUCAGAUGUUAACACCAUGCAAGCUCUUUGUGCCUAUGAGUCUGUGGCACUUGGAACCAGUGAAUUCUGUGAUUUGUUCACUCCUGGCGAAUGGAAAGAUUUCACAUAUGCGAAUGAUCUCGAAUUUUGGUACUCCUCCAGUUUUGGCAAUCCCGAUUCGGCUGCACUCGGUGCCGGCUGGGCCGAAGAACUACUGGCUCGCUUGACCCAGAUCUCGCCCACGACGGGUAUGACCUCGAUCAACCUCACCCUCGACGCGAACCCGGUGACCUUUCCUCUGGAUCAGUCUAUCUACGUCGACGCCACUCAUGACACUGUCCUCACUGCGAUCGUCGUCGCGCUCAAUCUGACCAGCCUUGCCCAAUCUGGCCCACUGCCAACCGACAAACGGCUCGAGCCUAGAUCCUUCACUAGUACCCAUAUCUCUCCCUUCGGCGCCCAACUGGCUGCACAAGUUCUGACCUGUCCCACCGCACCGGGCUCAAGCUCGACUAGCAAAUCAAUCAGGUUUAUCCUCAACGAUGCCGUCGUCCCAUUAGAUGGCUUGCAAGGAUGCGAGCCGAACAACAGCACCGGUCUCUGUGACUUGGAUAACUUCAUCACCGGUCUCGAGGAGCGACUGUCGCAGAUCGACUACCAGAAGACCUGCUUCGGUACUUGA